UGUAGUGACGGCAUCCGAGUGGAGGCGAUGACGGGCGCGCGGCCGCCCACCGCCGAGAAGCGCAGAGCGGAGGAGCGCGGCGGCGCUGGAGCUGCGUUCCAGGAGGCGGCGCCGGGGAGGAAGCUGCGGCUGGAGAGCGCGGCGGGCGACAUGCGCGGGGCGCUGGGCGCCGGCUGGGCGCUUGCUGCGCUGCUGCUGGUGGCGUCGAUGCUGAGCGCCGCGCUGCUGGCCCCUGGCGGCUCCCCAGAGCAGGGCGCUGAAGCCGAGCCGCAGCGAGAUUUAGACUUAGAUAAAAAAAGGCAUGUGGAGCUGAAGAUGGAUCAGGCUUUGCUACUCAUCCAUAAUGAACGACUGGGAACAAACUUGACUGUUUACUGGAAAUCGGAACGCUGUUACUGUUGCUUGUUUCAGUUUCUGGUAAAUGUUUCUCAGAGUGGGAAACCUGGGAAGCCCAGCAUUGCAGCAGUCUCUGUCAGUACCCAGCACAGAUCUGUUCUACAAAUUAAUGAUACCCUGGAAGAGAAAGAAGUUUGUAGGCUGGAAUACAAAUUUGGAGAAUUUGGAAACUAUUCUGUCUUGGUAAAGGACACUUACAAUGGAGUCAGUGAAAUUGCGUGUGACCUAGUUGUUAAUAAGAAUCCAGUUGACAGUGACCUUCCUGUGAGUAUUGCGUUCCUUAUUGGUCUGUCCCUCGUCAUUGCAAUAUCCUUCCUAAGGCUGUUGCUGAGUUUGGAUGACUUCAGUAAUUGGAUUUCUAAGGCAAUAAAUUCUCGAGAAACUGAUCGCCUCAUCAAUUCUGAGCUGGGGUCCCCAAGCAGGGCAGACCCUCUUAGUGGUGAUAUCCAACCAGAAAUGUGGCGCCAGGUGGGCUCGCCAUACCGUCUCCGUUGUGUGGACACAUUCAGGGGGCUAGCUCUCAUACUCAUGGUUUUUGUUAAUUACGGAGGAGGAAAAUAUUGGUACUUCAAACAUUCGAGUUGGAAUGGACUGACAGUGGCUGACCUUGUGUUCCCAUGGUUUGUAUUUAUUAUGGGAUCUUCAAUUUUUCUAUCAAUGACUUCUAUACUGCAGCGAGGAUGUUCAAAAUUCAAAUUGCUGGGGAAAAUUGCAUGGAGGAGUUUCCUGUUAAUCUGUAUAGGAAUUUUCAUCGUGAAUCCCAAUUAUUGUCUUGGUCCAUUGUCUUGGGAUAAGGUGCGAAUUCCUGGUGUCCUGCAGCGGUUGGGAGUAACUUACUUUGUGGUUGCUGUGUUGGAGCUCCUCUUUGCUAAACCCAUGCUUGAAAAUUGUGUUUUGGAGAGAAGCUGCCCUUUUCUUCGAGACAUCACUGCCAGCUGGCCCCAGUGGCUCUUCAUUCUGAUUCUGGAAAGCAUUUGGCUGGGCUUAACGUUCUUAUUACCAGUUCCUGGGUGCCCUAUUGGAUAUCUUGGCCCUGGUGGUAUUGGAGAUUUUGGGAAAUAUCCAAAUUGUACAGGAGGAGCUGCUGGCUACAUUGAUCGCCUGCUUCUGGGAGAUGAUCAUCUUUACCAGCACCCUUCUUCCGCAGUCCUUUAUCACACUAAGGUGGCCUACGAUCCAGAAGGAAUCUUAGGAACCAUCAAUUCCAUUGUGAUGGCAUUUUUAGGAGUUCAGGCAGGAAAAAUACUAUUGUAUUACAAAGAUCAGACCAAAGACAUCCUCAUCCGAUUCACUGUCUGGUGUUUUAUUUUAGGGCUUAUUUCUGUUGCUUUGACAAAAGUUUCUGAAAACGAAGCCUUCAUUCCAAUCAACAAAAAUCUCUGGUCGAUUUCAUAUGUCACCACACUGAGCUCUUUUGCCUUCUUCAUCCUGCUGGUCCUAUACCCAGUUGUUGAUGUGAGAGGACUGUGGACAGGAGCCCCCUUCUUUUAUCCAGGAAUGAAUUCUAUUCUGGUAUAUGUUGGCCACGAGGUAUUUGAGGACUACUUCCCCUUUCAGUGGAAGCUGAAAGAUAAUCAGUCACACAAAGAACAUCUAACUCAGAACAUACUCGCCACUGCUCUCUGGGUGCUCAUUGCCUACAUUCUCUAUAAAAAGAAGAUUUUUUGGAAAAUCUGAUAGCUCCCACUCAAGUGUUGUUGGAAGACUCUAGUGGGCCUAGGUAAAGUAUUGAAAGAACCUAUAUUGAGGGGAAUCAUCACUUAUAAAAACAGUGGGAUGUAUUUCCAGAUUUUGGGAGAAGGUGCUCAAGUUGGUUUACUCUGACAUGAGUCAUCAGAACUCUGUAUAUUUGUGACAUAUAUUUGAAAUGGUAUGGUCUAUCUUUUCUCCAUCUUCUACAUAAAUGAAUGCAUUUGGAACUUCAUUGUAAGGAAAUCUCACUUAACUUUCCAAAAGGGAUUUACUAUGGGCAUUUUGCGUCUAUGAUGCAUAAAACAGUCUAAGGUUUGAGGACUGGGGAUGUGGUUCAGUGGUGCUUGUCUAGCAUUUGUUAGGUGAGGUCCUGGGUUUGAUCCCCAUCACUGCAAAACAAACAAACAAAAGUAAAAAUCUAAGGUUUGAUUCCUACUGACUUUUUUUUCCCCCUGGAAAUUGCUUCUGCAUGUGUACAUGCAUGCCAACAACAACAAAAAUCAUGAUUUCCUACAUGAUAGAGUAUAAACUUUAUUGAAUGGAUGUGUCAUAAUGUUUUCUCAAUAUUUUGAUUUGGUUCAAUUUAAUGUUUUAGGAAAGCCAAAGUAAGUUUUUUUUUUCAGAUUAUCAAGGCUUUGAUGAGUCAAAAAAUACCUAUCAGAAGCCAUUUUCUCUUUUUCCCCCAUUUAAAAAAUAAAAUUAAAAUAUAGAUGUAUUAUUCCCAACCAUCUUGAUUAUCUACCUGUUUACUUUCCUAUUUACCUAUGUACUUAGCAUCUAUCCUUCUAUCUCCCUACCUAUCAUCUCCUGGUACCUACAUGAGUAUCUUUUUUUUUUACUGGUUGCUCAAAACAUUACAAUGCUCUUGACAUAUCAUAUUUCAUACAUUUGAUUCAAGUGGGUUAUGAACUCCCAUUUUUACCACGUGUACCUAAGUACCAGGAAUGUACCUGUGGAAGAAAGAAACGCACACUGACUUCACUGUGAGUCCAACUGUCCAUGCCUGCUGUAUAAGAUACUGGGCAAGUCCCUUGGGCUAUUAGGACUUUGUGAUGAGGUAGGGUACAUCAGUAGCUUUUCUGAAAUCUUCAGAACAACAAUUUUGUUACAGAAAAUGCCUCAAAAGAAAUAAGAAUAAAAAUAUUUUGAAAAACUA
Marmota monax (woodchuck) is the source of this 3244-nucleotide messenger RNA. RefSeq names its product heparan-alpha-glucosaminide N-acetyltransferase (gene Hgsnat). The record is from RefSeq and is a predicted model, not a curated record. Gene Ontology annotation, biological process: lysosomal transport. Gene Ontology annotation, cellular component: lysosomal membrane. NCBI's taxonomy places the organism in Eukaryota, Metazoa, Chordata, Mammalia, Rodentia, Sciuridae. The coding region runs from base 28 to 2073 and encodes 681 amino acids. The transcript has 18 exons.